Messenger RNA from Coffea arabica (coffee), 1746 nucleotides. Its product is annotated as lysM domain-containing GPI-anchored protein 2. Lineage: Eukaryota; Viridiplantae; Streptophyta; Magnoliopsida; Gentianales; Rubiaceae. The record is from RefSeq and is a predicted model, not a curated record.
GCAGCGACGUGGGACCUGCAUUUAUUAGUUUUAUUAUUAUCAACUACAGCUCAGUCUAGUGCACUGCUGGCUUGGUGCUUCUGCUAUUGCGGCUGCUCGUCCAAAUUCCGAAUCCAAAGCUUCCCCACUCCCAUCCUUCCUUUUCCUCCUCUUCCUCGCCCACUUCCACAACGACUCUUGUCAAAGUCUUCCAGCAGCAGCUUUCCACAAUUAGGCAUGCACCGGGUUUUCCAUUCCCAUUGAUUUAUUGAUUUUUUUGGAAAAAAGGAUCGGUCCAAGAAAGCUCUGAAUAUCUUAUCUUGUUUUAGUUUAGUUUCUACCUUCUCGAGAAUAGGAGAAAUGGAUUACCGUAGCAGCAGAGGACGGGCGCUUCUGCGGGGUUUAAGUUUAGUUUGUUCAGUAGGAGUACUAUUCGUGAUUUUCUCGUCCGCCGCAGCCGAGCCCUUUCAAUGCAACUCCAGCGGCACUUGUGACGCCCUGGUUGAUUACGUGCUCCCCAACUCCACCACCCUCUCCCGCGUCCAGACCCUCUUCAACGUCAAGAACCUCACCUCCAUCCUGGGCGCCAAUAACCUCCCGCUCUCCACCCCUCCCCAACGAACUUUCCCCGCCAACCAGACUCUCAAGAUUCCUUUCGCCUGUAUCUGCACCAAGGGGGCCACCGGCAAGUCCAACAAGCUCCCCAUCUACACCGUGGUCCCCAACGACUUCCUCUACCACAUAGCGGCUGAGGUCUUCUCUGGGUUGGUCACUUCCCAGCAAAUCCAGGCUACCAAUAACAUCUCGAAUGCCAACCUGAUUUAUGCGGGCCAGAAGUUGUGGAUCCCACUGCCCUGCAGUUGUGACCAAGUGGACGGCCAGAUGGUGGUUCACUACGGCUAUGCGGUCCCAGCUAGGAGCAGCGUCGACGGAAUUGCCCAGCAGUACAAUACCACCGCCGAUGUUCUGUUGCGCCUCAACGGACUGGCCAGUCCUAAUGACCUCAAAGCCGGUGCUAUUCUCGAUGUUCCUCUUAAAGCCUGUGCCUCUAUGGUAAGCAAUACAUCGCUGGACUAUCCUUUACUUGUUCCUAAUGGAACUUAUACCUUGACUGCUACCAAUUGUGUAAAGUGUAACUGUGAUGCUGCGAACAACUGGACGUUAAACUGCGAGCCAUCCCAAAUUAAAUCAUCCGUUUGGUCUUCCUGCCCUAGCAUGCAGUGCCAAGGUACAGACAAUCUGUACCUUGGCAAUACAACAUCUUCAAGUUGCAGUCGCUCGACCUGUGCCUAUGCUGGUUACUACAACAACCGUACCAUUUCCACAACCACAGCCUUGGACUCAACUUGCCCUGCAUCUAAUAAUAACUCUUCAGCGAUGAGCAUGCAAGGCAGUUGGAAGAGGAACCUGUGGUUGUUUGUUCUUGUCCAGGUGCUGGUACUUUGUGUCUGGAUUUAGCAGUGAGCAAAGAAGAAAAUUAUGCUCUUGUACACGAUCCACGCGGAAAUGUAAUUGAUUCCAUGGGAGGAAUACUGCUAAUAAAUGUUAUGGUAGGGAGGUAGAUGAUGAUUUGAUAAGGUGGGGUGGGUCGGUGGCAAGCAUUUGAUCCUCCUCGUACUACUUUAUAAUAAAAAAAAAGUCGAGGACUGUGAUUCUUUGUUGUUGCCAUUUGCCACAAUACAAUUCAAUACUCUUAAAAUGUCCCUCUGCUUUAUAUUUUGUGUCAUUUAACUCUUUGAAAGACAAAAAUGUCCCUCUACUGUGAUA